CGCAUCGAAUCGAAAGUGAAUCGGAAUAAAAAUCUGUGAGCUUAACAAUGCAUUUAGUAGCAAAGCUUCUAGUUGUUUUGUUUGGCCUGGCCAUUGGAAUUCAAGCCAAGAUACGAAGACCGGUGACAGAGUCUUGCCUCUAUUGCAUUUGCGAGGCAUUGAAUGGUUGCAAUGCCACGGCUGUUUGUGUCAACGGGGCAUGUGGCAUCUUUCGGAUUAACUGGAAUCGGUGGGUGGACAGUGGCCGGUUGACAAUUCCAGGGGACUCACCUUUAUCGUACCAUGCCUUUACAAACUGUGCCAAUGAUCCUAUUUGUGCCGCCGAAACUGUGCAGAGCUAUAUGGCCAAGUUUGGACAGGAUUGCAACGAUGAUGAUAAGGAGGAUUGCUACGAUUAUGGGGCUAUACACUAUAAGGGUCCCAGGAACUGCCAAGAGGACCUACCUUAUUUUUACGACAGAACCUUUACCUGUUGUGUGAGAAAGGCUGUGCAACUGGAGGAAGAACGUCAGAAAUUUCUAUCUAGAUUUUAGCCACUAACUUAUAAGGAAGAGUCACUAUAAUUUAUGUGCGAAUAUGGCAAUACUAAUUACUAAUAGAAGUGUUACUCUUGAUUAAUAAACAAGUGUCUGGUAGUAAACUGAGA
Molecule: messenger RNA, 646 nt
Organism: Drosophila bipectinata
Lineage: Eukaryota; Metazoa; Arthropoda; Insecta; Diptera; Drosophilidae
Product: lysozyme
Molecular function (GO): lysozyme activity
Source: RefSeq, a predicted model, not a curated record